Molecule: messenger RNA, 1422 nt
Organism: Helobdella robusta
Lineage: Eukaryota; Metazoa; Annelida; Clitellata; Rhynchobdellida; Glossiphoniidae
Exons: 11
Coding region: 1-1422 (473 amino acids)
Biological process (GO): regulation of transcription by RNA polymerase II; protein sumoylation
Molecular function (GO): transcription coregulator activity; SUMO ligase activity; zinc ion binding
Source: RefSeq, a predicted model, not a curated record
AUGGCCGACAAAAACGAAUUGAAGAAUAUGGUUCUAAUGUUCCGUGUAUCAGAACUUCAGUUGCUUCUGGGUCUAACAAGUCAAAGUCGAUGUGGUCGCAAGACUGAACUGAUGCAGAGGGCGCUGAACAUGUUGGACAGGGGGGUUUCUAGCCAUGUACAAAACAAAAUUAAGGAAUUAUAUCAACGUUUUGUGACUAGAGGGUCUACAUCUUCCUCAUCCUCUGUCUUGACCAAUCACAGUAAUCCUCAGAUGACAUCAUCAGUGGGUGGUGGGGGCGGUGUGCCGGCAGUGGGAGGUGGACAAGGCCGACCAGUCAGUGCAGUACACAAAGGACUGAGUGAGUUACUCAACCAGCAGAAUGGAACCCCCAUGGCUGCCCCUGUGACCUACCCCGAGGUCAGGUUCAAACAUCUGCCAUUCUAUGAUGUGCUUGCCGAACUUGUCAGACCUGUCAGUCUAGUUCCUCGCAACUCGUCCCGACAGCAAGAGAUGAAGAUCAACUUCUGCUUCAGUGAGGAACACCUCAAACAAAUAUCAAACUCUAGGGACAUCUCCCCGACGACGAACAAGGUGGACUUCAGGGUGCAGGUGCAGAUGAGGUUCUGCGUCCUCGACGUUUCAGCCCGGCAGCCCGACUGCUUCCCAACCACCAUCUGCGUCAAAGUUAAUGGCGCUGUUGCUGCUUUGCCGAAUCCGAUUCCAACGAACAAACCAGGAGCAGUUCCGAAACGACCGAGCAGACCCGUGGACAUCACGCAGCUCUGCAGGUUCUCCACUUCCUUGUCCAACAGCAUCUCAAUUGCAUGGACUGUUGAAGACAACAGGCACUACUGUGUUGUCAUCUACCUGGUUAGAAAGUUGAACUCGCAAAUUUUGCUGGAGAGACUUCAGAAGACCAGCAUCCUCAAACCAGAACACACCAAAAAAUUAAUAAGUGAGAAGUUGACAUUGGAGAGCGACAACGAUCUGGCACUCACCAGUCUCAGAAUCUCUCUCAUUUGUCCUCUUGGAAAGAUGCGCAUGUCGAUACCAUGUAGAUCUCAGACAUGUGACCACCUGCAGUGCUUCGAUUCCAUCACGUUCCUCCAGAUGAACGAGAAGAAACCAACAUGGUUCUGUCCUGUCUGUGAUAGACCAGCUGAAUUCAACAAACUCAUUAUUGAUGGCUUCAUAUCAGAAAUCAUACGUGACUCCAAUGAUUCAACUGAGAUUGAACUGACAAAAGACGGUGCUUGGUCUGUCACCAGGUCAGAAGAAUUGACAACUGAAGAUAAACACAACAACAACAAUAACAACAACAACAGUAGCAACAACUUUAGCAAUUGUAACAGCACUGCGAACAACAGCAGCAGUACGGGAGAUGAUAACAGAUGUCUCAACAUGGACACGAGUAAUGGAUUGUAUGAUUCACACUUUUAA